This is a messenger RNA of Nannospalax galili (Upper Galilee mountains blind mole rat), 990 nucleotides long. Its product is annotated as olfactory receptor 1361-like. The transcript is spliced from 2 exons. The annotation marks the transcript as partial. Gene Ontology annotation, molecular function: olfactory receptor activity; G protein-coupled receptor activity. Gene Ontology annotation, cellular component: membrane. Gene Ontology annotation, biological process: G protein-coupled receptor signaling pathway. The record is from RefSeq and is a predicted model, not a curated record. Lineage: Eukaryota; Metazoa; Chordata; Mammalia; Rodentia; Spalacidae.
UUCACGUGGGCUCAGACCAGAAGAAAAAUGAACCAGUCGCUUGUCUCUGAGUUCCUCCUCCUGGGACUCUCCUGGCAGCCCCAGCAGCAGCAGCCCCUCUUCCUGCUCUUCCUCAUCAUGUACCUGGCCACCGUUCUGGGAAACCUGCUCAUCAUCCUGGCCAUCGGCACUGAGUCCCGCCCGCACACCCCCAUGUACUUCCUCUGUAACCUGUCCUUUGUGGAUGUCUGCUUCUCCUCCACCACUGUCCCCAAGGUGCUGGCCAACCACUUACUUGGGAGUCAGGCCAUCUCCGUCUCUGGGUGUCUCACACAGAUGUAUUUUCUCUGUUUGUUUGCCGACAUGGAUAAUUUCCUCUUAGCUGUGAUGGCCUAUGAUCGCUUUGUGGCCAUAUGCCACCCCUUACACUAUACCGCAAAGAUGACUCACCAGCUCUGUAUCCUGCUAGUGACUGGAUCUUGGGUCAUUAUAAACCUGAAUUCUCUUUUGCACACUCUGCUCAUGGCUCGACUCUCAUUCUGUGCAGACAAUGUCAUCCCCCACUUCGUCUGUGAUGUGAGCCCCCUCCUGAAACUGUCGUGCUCAGACACACACCUUAAUGAGAUGAUGAUUCUCACGGUGGGAUCCCUGAUCACAUUUAUCCCAUUUGUCUGCAUCCUGGUCUCCUACAUUCAGAUCACCUGUGCUGUCCUGCGAGUCCCAUCCACAAGGGGAAGAUGGAAAGCCUUCUCCACCUGUGGCUCCCACCUGACUGUGGUCUCCCUCUUCUAUGGCACCAUCAUCGCUGUGUAUUUCAAUCCCUCAUCCUCUCACUCUGCUGAGAAGUCCACAGCAGCUGCUGUGAUAUACACAGUGGUGACCCCCAUGCUGAACCCUUUCAUCUACAGCCUGAGGAACAGGGACUUGAAGAGGGCUCUAUGGAAAGGGUUUCUGAAGAAACACAUUUUCUGUCUGAUAGAAUCCAUACCAAUUCUUGUUUCCAGGAAAUGA